Messenger RNA from Tarenaya hassleriana, 2200 nucleotides. Its product is annotated as ankyrin repeat-containing protein ITN1. Gene Ontology annotation, cellular component: plasma membrane. NCBI's taxonomy places the organism in Eukaryota, Viridiplantae, Streptophyta, Magnoliopsida, Brassicales, Cleomaceae. The transcript is spliced from 7 exons. The record is from RefSeq and is a predicted model, not a curated record. Gene Ontology annotation, molecular function: protein phosphatase 1 binding; protein phosphatase regulator activity. The coding region runs from base 180 to 2000 and encodes 606 amino acids.
CGUCUCAAAUGGAAGACAACGAACCUAUUCAAAAAAGAGCAAGCUGCUUUUCGUGCGAUAAUCGGAUCUCAGACCCUCACGGUGGUGGUGCGGCGGUGACUCUGACCCUGUGCCGGUAAUGACGCUUGUUUCAAUGAUGAUCCCGGUUUGAAUUCCGUCUCUUCUCGCUUCUCUCUAUCAUGGGAUCCACAAACGAAGAAGCAGAGGAUCUCGAGAAGGGUCAAGGGAGUCCGAUGACGAGUAUUGUAAGUACUGUGGCGGAUCUGUCGCCAACUCCCACCCCAAGAAAGACUCUGGUUCUGUCUAAUUCAGGCAAAGCCUUAUUGGUUUCCAACUCGAGCAAAUCUCUAGGAGGGUCUAACUCAGGUAAGCGACUCGAUCAGUCGAUCAAGAAGAAGUAUGUGAAGCAGGUCACAGGUCGCCACAAUGACACCGAGCUUCACUUGGCGGCCAAACGUGGAGAUGUGGCUGCUGUCAGGCAGAUUCUCAGUGACAUUGAUUUCCAGAUGAUGAAUACUUUUAACGAGGAUGAUUUUGACUCCGAGGUAGCACAAAUAAGAAUAGCUGUGGUAAACGAGGUGAAUGAGUUGGGAGAAACUCCUCUUUUCACAGCAGCCGAGAAGGGACACCUAGAUGUUGUCAAGGAGUUAUUGACAUAUACGACCAAAGAAUCACUCAUGUUGAAAAAUCUGUCUGGAUUUGACGCAUUGCAUAUUGCUUGCAGUCAAGGUCACCAAUCUAUAGUCCAGGUAUUGCUAGAGCAUGACCCAAAUCUGAGUAAAACAGUAGGACAAUCAAAUGCAACGCCACUUGUAUCAGCGGCAACACGAGGGCAUGCAGCAGUAGUAAAUGAAUUGCUUGCUAAAGACUCAAGCUUGCUAGAGAUAUCCAGAUCAAAUGGGAAGAAUGCGCUUCAUCUUGCCGCCCGUCAAGGGCAUGUUGAUAUCGUGAGAACAUUUCUUGACAAAGAUCCACAACUUGCAAGACGAACAGACAAGAAAGGCCAGACAUCGUUGCACAUGGCGGUAAAAGGUGUUAGCAGUGAAGUAGUGAGGUUACUUCUUCAAGCUGAUCCAGCCAUUGUCAUGCUCCCUGAUAAAUUCGGAAACACGGCAUUACAUGUGGCUACCAGAAAAAAGAGGGCAGAGAUUGUGAAUGAGCUUUUACUUCUUCCCGAUACAAAUGUAAAUGUCCUAACACGAGACCACAAAACCGCCCUUGACAUAGCUGAAGGCUUAACUCAUUCAGAGGAAACAACAGAAAUCAGAGACAUAUUAUCCCGUUGUGGCGCCCUCAAAGCCAACGAACUCAACCAGCCUCGUGACGAGCUGAGGAAAACGGUAACGGAGAUAAAAAAGGACGUCCAUAGCCAACUCGAACAAACCCGAAAAACUAACAAAAACGUCGACGGGAUCGCCAAGGAACUCCGUAAACUCCACCGAGCCGGAAUCAACAAUGCCACAAACUCAGUCACUGUCGUUGCAGUUCUAUUCGCCACGGUUGCGGUUGCAUGCCCAGCCAUAUUCACGGUGCCUGGAGGCGAUGAUGAUAACGGAGUGGCUGUGAUGGUUCACGCCACUUCGUUCAAGAUAUUCUUCAUAUUCAAUGCUAUUGCUCUCUUCACUUCGCUAGCUGUCGUGGUUGUACAGAUCACCCUUGUAAGGGGAGAGACAAAAUCCGAGAGACGGGUCGUGGAAGUGAUCAACAAGCUUAUGUGGCUCGCCUCUGUCUGCACGACUGUUGCAUUCAUCUCUUCUUCAUACAUAGUUGUCGGGAAACGCAAUAGGUAUGCGGCAGUGGUGAUCACGGUCAUCGGAACAGCAACAAUGGUUGGAAUUCUGAGUAUAAUGACUUACUACGUCGUGAAAUCCAAGAGGAUCCGGAAAGAGAGAAAGAAAGAGAAGAAGAAAAAGGCGAGGAGUGCUGGCAGUUCUUGGCAUCAUCACCAUGGAAAUCCAUCAGAGACUGAGUCAGAAGUAAACCGGAUUUACGCUAUCUGAAAUCGUUAUGAUAUUCCCAAAAAAAUCUGAGUUUCGAAUAUCUGUGAGGUGUGGUUUUCCUGGGAAAAUUCUUGCUUGUGACGCAAGAAACAUAGGAAAGUGAGAGAAAAAAAGAGGAAGAGGAAACCUAUCGUUUUCUUCCUCUCAAACGGAACUUCAAGUGGAGAAAAUAGUUGUUUGACAUAUGAAGGGGUAAAGAA